CCCAAUACUUAUCGGCGCCACCGCGACGAGCCGACGACACGCUCACUCUCAUUCCCACUCUCACCGUGAUACAAUGGCCGGGCUAGCCGGCGUGGUGUGCCUUCUCCUCGCUGCCAGUGCUGUCACCGCGGCGGCGGCGGCGGCCGAGGCGGAGUCCCUGUCCUCCUACAUCGUGCACGUCGCGGCAGAGCACGCGCCACGGUCGACGCGUCCGCGCUUGCUCUCCCGCUCAUACACCUCUUUCCUGCACGACAACCUGCCGGCGCACAUGCUGCGCCCGGCGCCGCAGGUGUUCUACGCGUACGCGCACGCCGCGACGGGCUUCGCGGCGCGGCUCACGGAGCGCCAGGCAGCGCACCUCGCGUCCCAGCGCCCCGUCCUCGCCGUCGUCCCUGACGAGACGAUGCAGCCGCACACCACGCUGACGCCGUCCUUCCUCGGUCUCUCGCCGUCGUCGGGGCUCCUCCCGAGGUCCAAUGGCGCCGCGGACGUCGUCAUAGGCGUCAUCGACAGCGGCAUCUACCCCAUGGACCGCCCGUCAUUCGCCGCGGACGCGUCGCUGCCGCUGCCGCCCAGCAAGUUCCGGGGUACCUGCGUCUCCACGCCGUCCUUCAACGGCUCCGCGUACUGCAACAACAAGCUCGUCGGCGCCAGAUUCUUCUACGAGGGCAUGAAGCAGCGCAUGGGCGUCGCCGCCUUUAGUGAAGCGGAGGAGUCCUUGUCGCCGCUGGACACCAAUGGCCACGGCUCGCACACUGCCUCCACCGCUGCCGGCUCUGCCGGAGUGGACGCUUCCUUCUUCAACUACGGCAAGGGAAAGGCCAUCGGCGUGGCUCCGGGCGCGCGCAUUGCCGCCUACAAAGCAUGCUGGAAGCACGGAUGCUCGGGCUCCGACAUCCUCAUGGCGUUUGAGGCGGCCAUCGCUGACGGGGUCGAUGUCAUCUCCGUCUCGCUCGGCGCCUCCAAGCCCAAGCCGAAAGAGUUCUACGUAGAUGGCAUCGCCAGAGGUUCGUUCAGCGCCGUCCGCAACGGCAUCACCGUCUCUGUAUCUUCGGGAAACUUCGGCCCAGGAGAGUUCACCACCGUCAACGUCGCGCCCUGGUUCUUGACGGUUGGCGCGUCAACCAUCAACCGCCGGUUCCCAGCGAGCGUCGUCCUCGGCAACGGCGAGACAUUCACCGGCACUUCGAUCUACGCCGGCGCGCCGCUUGGCAAAGCCAAGAUACCGCUAGUGUACGGUCAGGACGAAGGGUUUGGCGAGCAGGCCCUGACUACUGCCCACAUCCUCCCUGCAACAGCCGUCAAGUUUGCCGACGCCGAGAGAAUCAAGAAGUACAUAAGAUCGAAUACGUCACCCUCACCCCCUGUCGCGACGAUCGAGUUCCAUGGCACCGUCGUCGGCCGGACGCAUUCGUCAUCAAGAAUGGCGUCGUUUUCGAGCAGGGGCCCGAACCUCUUGGCGCCGGAGAUCCUCAAGCCGGACGUGACCGCCCCUGGUGUCGACAUCCUAGCCGCGUGGACCGGCGAGAACUCGCCGUCGCAGCUCGACAGCGACCCGAGGCGGGUGAAGUACAACAUCAUCUCCGGCACGUCCAUGUCGUGCCCUCACGUGAGCGGCAUCGCCGCGCUGCUCCGGCAGGCUAGGCCGGAAUGGAGCCCCGCCGCGAUCAAGUCCGCGCUGAUGACCACCGCGUACAACGUCGACAGCGCCGGGGAUAUCAUCAAGGACAUGUCGACUGGCAAGGCGUCGACGCCGUUCGUGCGCGGGGCCGGCCACGUGGACCCGAACCGCGCGGUCGACCCGGGCCUCGUGUACGACGCCGGCGCCGACGCCUACUUCUCCUUCCUGUGCGCGAUCGGUUACACCGCCGAGCAGAUCGCCGUGUUCAGGACGAAAGACGACCCGGUGGUGGACUGUUCGACGCGCACGGCCUCCGUCGGCGACCACAACUACCCGGCCUUCUCCGUGGUACUCAACUCUACCAGGGACGCCGUCACGCAGCGCCGCGUCGUGCGCAACGUCGGGAGCAGCGCCAGGGCCACGUACAGGGCCAGCUUCACCAGCCCGGCCGGCGUGCGCGUGACGGUGAACCCACGGAAGCUACGGUUCAGCGUGACGCAGAAGACGCAAGAGUACGAGAUCACCUUCGCGGCGCGAGGCGUGGUUAGCGUGACCGAAAAGUACACGUUCGGGUCCAUCGUGUGGAGCGACGGCAAGCAUAAGGUGGCCAGCCCCAUCGCCAUCACCUGGCCAGCGACGGUGAGACAAGUGGCGGCGAUGUGAUUGUGAUGUGAUGCGAGCUGCCUAGCUACGUCUGAAUAAGGCAUAGUAUAAGCUGCUAGUGCCUCUGUGCAUGGCUGCCUCAUCUCACCACCACCCUUCCAUUGCUUGAUCAAGUUGUAAAAUUCAGUGCUAAUCGUUGUCAUUUCGGUAGUUUUAGCUAUCCGGUUUGCCUGAAUUCUGGUCCUCUUCCCUAAUGGAACCGGAGCUAUGAGUAGUAGUUAUGAAAGGCUGGCGUAAA
Sorghum bicolor (sorghum) is the source of this 2522-nucleotide messenger RNA. RefSeq names its product subtilisin-like protease SBT1.4. Gene Ontology annotation, biological process: proteolysis. Gene Ontology annotation, molecular function: serine-type endopeptidase activity. The transcript has a single exon. Lineage: Eukaryota; Viridiplantae; Streptophyta; Magnoliopsida; Poales; Poaceae. The record is from RefSeq and is a predicted model, not a curated record. Bases 74 to 2284 code for a protein of 736 amino acids.